Messenger RNA from Emericellopsis cladophorae, 1392 nucleotides. RefSeq lists its product as uncharacterized. The coding region runs from base 1 to 1392 and encodes 463 amino acids. The record is from RefSeq and is a predicted model, not a curated record. Lineage: Eukaryota; Fungi; Ascomycota; Sordariomycetes; Hypocreales; Bionectriaceae. The transcript has a single exon.
AUGCCACCCGAAGACUACCCUGAGUCCGUAGACGGACCUGGGACCACCAACACCACGCACCCACGACGCCAAGCGGAUGAAGCAGCAGCAGCAGCCAGAGACGUCGCAAAGCCCCCGGUGCCCAGCCUCUCCUUCUGCCGCCGCCGCGAAGAAAGCAUCGACAUCCAACUCCCCCACGUCAUUGCAGGAUGUCUCGUCGCCGCCUUUGCGACCACCCUUGCUGACCGGCUUGGCAAUGCGCUGCUCACGUACUACUACAUUGACGACCAAAAGGUGCCGGUCAAUCUCGACAGGGUCUUUGACCGUCUCAUGACCGAGUUCACCGGCCACAUCUGGGAUGAGCUCUGGGAUUUCUACUACGCGUCCAACCCGCAACAUGGACGCCAGCUGUCGCUCCUCUUCGAUGGGCCUAUUCGCCAGAUGGUCCUCGUCCUCAACGGACCCGAGCUGUCCCGCUGCGUCCUGGAUAAGAUAGCGCCCGGCCUGUCGCAGAGACCGACAUCAUGGACCCAAGCCUCCAACGGGAUCGACAUUCACCUCGCCCUACAGGUCGUCUGUCGCUGGUGGGACACGGAGAAGAAGGCGCGGUCGCCGGGCGGCAACCCGGACGACAUUGCCCGCACCAUUGGCACCCACCUGCUCAACGGCAAGGCGCUCGCCCACUUUGUGCGUCGCAUCCGCACGGUACUGUACUCGCCGCACCAUGUGCAGAUGCACCUCAUGGAGUCGGCGGCGUGGGAUAUCCUACUCAAGAGGCGCAUGCCACCGCCAACCGACGGCUAUCACGUACUGCAGUUCCGGUUCGAGUGUGACCCGCGCCAGCGCAUCAUGGAGCAGGGCCACCUAGACGUGGGGGCGUUUCCCGCCGUGACCGGCACAGCGGGGGAAUGCGUCGCGACGACCAUUGGCGACUAUGCGACGAAGCAGUGGCCGCGAUGCAGCCACGUGGUGGUCGGUGCCGUCCGGGACGCCCUCCGCGCGGCCGCGCAGUCGUCGCAGCAGGGACAGGGCUUCGCGGGCAUGUCAUUCUGGGACGACAGCGAUCCGGACGCCGUCCUUUCGCCGGGCCUUCGCCUGCUGCACGUCGAGGUUGAGGAGGGCAUGAUCCGGCUCAGUACCUCGGCGUGGCUGUUGGCGUUCACCUCCAUCACGCAGCUCAUGGCCUGGCUCUGCGCGACCCUGAGCUCGUCCCCGUUUCCCGAGGCGGUCUCCGAGUGCUGUUUGCAGAUCACGCACUGGGAGCACACGCGCGAAUCGACAUUUAUCAGCUGCAGCCUGGCACAUCGAGCGGUGCCGGCUGGCGAGGGCGUUCCGUGGUUGCAUCAGCGGCGUGGCGUUGUCGUGGUGCCUGGAUUUCCUAUAGAAGAGCAUAUAGCGGGGAGUAUAAUGUAA